UCAUGGAUGAAGCCACCAAUGGAGCACUGGACCGGAAGUUUGACCAAUUUUUCUGAAUGGCCAGUGAAUUCAGUGACAUCCAAUUUGACUCUAGCCAAUAUAUCAGCUUUGUGGUUUGAUUCCACAUCUAUCCCCUGCUUCCAGGACCCGGACCCUUCGUGCCCAAGUUGCAACUCUGCUGAAAACCCUCGUUCCAGAAGACACGUCCAUCAUCGUUUACAUUCUGUUUGGAGGUACGAUUUCUUUGAGUCGCUAUUCUGGGUACGUAACCUCUUCUGGGAACUUGUAGUUUUAUGUGCACUUGCAUCUUAUAGUUAUCUUUGUUUGGAAUAUCAUCGACAACUAGGCCUUCGAGCUCACAGAUAUUCAGAUGGAGCUUGAAGUGCUUAGUGUCUGAUGUUUUACAAAACAUCAAGUUCCUCAUCUUUGAUCUUUUUACCUGAAUCGGUGGGAUGAGUGAAUAAAUGCGAAGUAGUUGUCUUUAUUGUGAAUAGAUGAGGUUUUCAGGGUGUUUGACAUUCACAAAGUACGGAUUCAAAGUCAACUUGUUGAUAUGUUAGAAAACUGAAUACAUUAAUUUUGGUGAUUAUAAAAUAAGGAGCAUGUCUCAUGUUUAUGACUUGUUCAGUACCUACUCUCAUGCCUUCUAGAUUUUGUUGAAUUUGAUAAGUUCCUUGCUUAGGAAAUUUGAUGAUAAUUAAGAUUCUAACCUUAGAACAACCCUUUAUUCUACCUGUAUCUUUGAAGUUUUAAAUGGAGUAAUCCGACUUUUUAAGUUGUAUUUGUUUUUCCAUUGCAAAAUAAGCCAUCUUUAUUGAAUGGGUUUUGGAUCUUUAUGUUCAUUAGUUUGUAUAUUGUCCUUUGAACAUUUCUAUAAGAACCAUUGUUAGUGUGUGAUGGAAAAUCAAAUAUCAUAGUUUAAAACACAUUGAAGUUUUUGUGACAUU
Molecule: messenger RNA, 947 nt
Organism: Cynara cardunculus var. scolymus (artichoke)
Lineage: Eukaryota; Viridiplantae; Streptophyta; Magnoliopsida; Asterales; Asteraceae
Exons: 2
Coding region: 7-381 (124 amino acids)
Source: RefSeq, a predicted model, not a curated record